AUGCUCUCCCCCGAGCGCCACCGCCACCCCCGCCACCCCCCGCCGCAGCCGCCGCACCCCCCGCCGCAGCCCAGCCAUGUCGUGGCCACCAUCGAGAACCUGCCGGCGGAGGGCGGCAGCGGCAGGAGCGGCAUCUCCGCGCCCUCCUCCAGCGUGCGCCAGAGGAUCAGGAAAGUGCUGAACAGGGAUCUCUUGCUGUCUGUGGCACUUGGCCAGGUGCUUUCCCUCCUUAUCUGUGGCAUUGGUCUCACAAGCAAGUAUUUGUCAGAAGAUUUCCAUGCCAAUACACCUGUUUUUCAGAGCUUCCUCAAUUAUAUCCUCCUGUUCUUGGUCUACACAACAACACUGGCUGUCAGACAAGGAGAAGAAAACCUGCUGGCAAUUUUGAAAAGGAGAUGGUGGAAGUACAUGAUCCUGGGGAUAAUAGAUAUAGAAGCCAAUUACCUGGUAGUCAAAGCGUAUCAAUACACCACUCUUACUAGUGUACAGCUCCUAGACUGUUUUGUCAUCCCAGUGGUAAUACUGCUGUCCUGGUUCUUCUUACUGGUACGAUACAAGGCAGUACAUUUCAUUGGGAUCGUGGUCUGCAUUCUAGGCAUGGGCUGCAUGGCAGGAGCAGAUGUCCUCGUUGGGAGACAGCAAGGAGCAGGUGAAAAUAAACUGAUAGGGGAUCUCUUAGUACUGGGUGGAGCAACGCUAUAUGGAAUCUCAAACGUUUGUGAGGAGUACAUCGUCCGAAAUCUGAGUCGAGUGGAAUUCCUGGGCAUGAUCGGACUCUUUGGCUCCUUCUUCAGUGGAAUUCAGCUUGCAAUCAUGGAGCACAAAGAGCUGUUGAAAGUUCCCUGGGAUUGGCAAAUAGGCUUGUUGUAUGUUGGCUUUAGUGCCUGUAUGUUUGGCCUCUACAGCUUUAUGCCAGUGGUCAUAAAGAAAACCAGUGCUACUGCCGUCAACCUCUCCCUACUCACAGCUGACCUGUACAGCCUUUUCUGUGGAUUAUUCCUCUUUCACUACAAGUUUUCAGGACUUUACUUGUUGUCAUUCUUCACUAUCCUUGUUGGGCUAGUGCUCUACUCUUCCACGUCCACCUACGUAGCCCAGGAUCCUCGGGUGUACAAGCAGUUUCGAAACCCUUCAGGACCUGUUGUAGACCUGCCAGCCACUGGCCAGCUGGAGCCUUCGGUAACAUACACCAGCCUGGGGCAGGAGACAGAAGAGGAGCCUCACGUUAGAGUUGCUUAAACCCAGGGCUGUUGAUCACCUGCUGAUGAUUCAGUGGAGCUCGUAUAUCCAUUAUCUCUGUAUUGUACAUAGAGAAAGGUAUUUACCAGGUGCAGUUACACCGGUGAGAUGCAAGGUAGCAAAUAAGGAAAGCUCAUAAAAAUACAAAUGAAUUGUGUGUUCAUUGCAAGGAGAUGCCAGUCCCUCGUUUACGAUACAAGCAGCAUGUUUGCAAUACAAACUGCUGUCUAUGAAUCAGUUAAUGUCAAACUACCUGUGGAAGGUAUUCAAUAUAUAAGCUGAAAUUACAAAAAUAAGUUCAUCAAAGGGUGUGUCUGCACCCACUGAGAGAGAUUACACCUAAGCCACAUCAGUUGUGGAAAAUCUGCCUUUUUACAGCAAACACACUUGUGCAGUCACUGUUAAUUUCUCUCUAAGAUUUGUUUGAUUGCACAAAAUAGAUGGGUUACUCGUGAUGGCAACACCCUGACGCAUUUUUGCUAGUACCUUGGGAUUUGGUGAGGGAAAGACAAUGGAUUCAUUUUUGCUAUCUGUCUAGUUGCCCUUUCUAGGUAAUCUGUUCCAUGAAUCCAGAGAAGGGACAACUUACAAUAUCUGUCUCUAUUCUAGGAAUAGGUAUAAGGCGAGUGUUUUAGCCUUUCUAUAUUUGCAGAAGUGAAGAACUCAAACAUCGACCUCUCUAUGAUCCAUGGCAGAUUUCCUAGCAGCUGAGGUUCUGCAUCAGGUGACAGGGAGUUAGUUUCUCUGUAGUUGUGACAACACAGAUUUCUUACUUUUUAAAUUUUAAUCUGUAAAAAGAAAAACACGUUUUCUAGUUUCUUAUGUAUUAUACCACUCUGUGGUAAGAUGACGUCACACGGAUCAGGACAGUUAUUUUAGAUGCUCAGUGCAUUGAGGGCACCUUCUGCUGUUCCAGUUUGCUUAGUCUCCUGUGGUUCAAUAUUUUAACAAUAGCUAUUUAGAAAUAUGUGAGAGUUUUUCUGCCAAACCCCACAAAUUGUAAAAAUCAGGAAGAUUAAGCGAGGAAUUCAUGAGCAGAAAGACUGGACUAUCUGCUGGUGUUGCUGCAGUAGUGCUAAGGCAUUCAUACUGGCAGGGUGCAGCCAAUUAUUUUUCAUUAACUACAGAACUAGCAGAAGAAGUCAGCAAUUUUCUUACAUUCCUGGGGACACAGGAAAAUAGUAAGGGUGUGCUCCACAAUUCUGCUCCAGAAGCCUUAUCAGAAUGGAGGAAAUCUUAGUCACCAUCACGAAAAAUCCAUCUCUGCCUGUAUGCUCUUUUGAGAGCCCAAUAAAAGGAAAUCAUUAUUUCAACAUCCAUCAUCCAUUUUUAAUUUAAAAUUAAGGAAGGAGAGAUGAUCUUACAUAGAUAGGGUAGGGAUCCAGGAGAGCUUAGUUUUAUUCACAGAUCUGCCACAUCUCUGUGUGGUCCUGGGGCAUGACUUGCCUUCUGUGUGGCUUGAGUUUCCCUAACUGUAUAUACAGGAAUAAUUAUAUUUUACCUACCUCACAGGGGUGCUACGGGAACAAGUUAUUUUAAAAUGCUUCAGGAUCUUCAAAAGGAAGGAGUUUAAGAAGUACACAGUAAUGCUGUAAAAGUGUGCACACAUUCAUCGUACUUGAAAAUGGAGUUUAUGGCAGAGUUGGUGAAUGUUUUGCCUGUGGGCAUUGAAGAUGAAUUUGAUUUGAAUGUUAUUCCACUGAAGAAUUCUGUCUCGAGCAAAAAAGUAGGCUUCAUGUUUGAAAAAUACAAUUUACCAUUUAUAUUUUUAAAAGAAAAAAAAAAAUCAAUCUGUACUGUGGAGAUUAGAAAGGCCACACAGUUCAACCAAGCAGGACAGAUUUCUAUUGAGGUAACAUGCAUCUAUCCUGCUUUAAUAUAGAAGGGAAUUUCCUGAAGCAGACUGGAAGAAGUAGGUAAGCAUAAUAUACAUGAAGUGGCAAAAGUCAAAAUACUAUUGAACAGCAGAAGGAUGAUGUAUCUUAUUUUUAGUGUGGAGGAGCAGAAGAGGUGAUUUCGGUCCCACUGUGUUUAAGCUGCCUGCCAGGGUCCUGCUGCAGCUGAGGAAAGGGUCUGCAGUAUUGCCAAACCAUGCCCAAAACUGGCAUAAAAUUCAGUUAAAAUGGUUUGAUUUCAAACUCAUAACUAUUUUUUAUAAUUAUUUUUUUUAUUCUGCCUUCAGUUUUAUUUCAUCUUUUUAGCAUUCAUCUUUCCAAGCUUCUUCUCUUAAACCACUGAGGAUUUCAAAAAAUAAAAGAUUCCCACGGGGAAAUGCAGCCCGUAUUCUGGGGAUAUUAAGGAAAGUCUAAAUCAUACAGGAUUCAAAGGAAAAAAAAAACUCAAAACUACACAAGAAAGAUUACCUGAUACUUCAGGGUAAGGUCUGUGGGGUUGAAGUUCCUGUGCAUGGUCGGGUGAAGCCCUCAUGCAGAGUGGCCAGCAAGCAUCUGCAUGUGAAGCCCUGGGAGAGCUUUGAGUUGAGAUGGGCUUCAUACAUUCCUCAGGAGCCAGGGCUCUGGCCACAGCCACCAUGGCUCCUUUGGGUACCCAGAGGCACACUGGUGGGCACCUGUCAUCUCAGUCUAUUUUGCUACCUUUUAUACUGAUUAAAUACCUUUCUCUGAACAUUAGUCCCCGUGUUGGUCUGAGAACCUCGAGGACUGUGUGCGUGUGUGUUUGUUUCAUGUUUACAAUUACUGCCUUUGCAUAAUUGUUUUGGUUAAUUUCAUUAAUAGUAUUUAUUUUUAAGCCAAAUGUUUGUAGUCCUUCCACCUCCCCCUCCUCAUUUUUCUGACACUAACUUGUAGAUGUUUGUUGCAGUCUUCUCAGAAACAGCUGAGCUGGAGGCUCCUCCUGGCCAGGUGACUGGGCUGGGAGUUUCUACAUACAAGGGUUGCGAUCCACAGGUGGCUGAGAGGUGCCAUCUGAAGCACUUAUUAUAGGCUAUUUAAAAGGCUCCAUUGCACAAACGUGUUAUGAAUGUUUCGGCGUGUCCUCUGUGCCCAGCCACCAUCCCCUGUGUUGGUCACACAGGAGGAGUUUGAUGUGCAAAGUGCGGGGGAUGCUUCACCGUCAGCGUCUCCCGUUACACCGGGUGGAUACUUGGAUUAGCACCAGUGUGCUGGUGCUGGAUGGACCUCAAAGGAAAUCAGUAGUUUAGCUUUACAAGUGACUGUGUUGACUGAAAAACUGAGGUCUAGUAAAGGAAAGGAUAACUUUUACCAGCUUGUUUUCUGCAGCUGGAGACCUCAGCACACACCAGCAAAGGUUCAGCUCUCACCGGCAGCUACUUUCCGAGGACAUCUCUGGCUCUGUGUAGCUCCAUACCUGAACAAACUGAAACUCUGUUACACUGCUGACUCUGAGCAGCCCUUAGCAAGACUGAUGUAAUUUUCUGCUACUGGAUUAAAACCUUCACUGGGAGACAGACCUUGUCUUUGUUCCAGCUAUCAAGUUUCAAAACACACAAGGAUAGACCAAGCAAUUGAAAAUUUUGCACCACUGUGUCAUAAGAAGACGUUUCAGUGUAUAGUGUAGAGAUUGCUAACUUGUGCUAUUAACAUUUUGACAAGCGUGUAGUAUCAUUUUCUUUCAUUUUUUUUUAAAACCAUCUAGUAUUCCUGAGCUAGCUACAAAUACAAAUUUUACCCCAUGGGUAGGAUUUUAUUGUUAAAUGCCAUAAUAAAGCACACUAAUCUUGACAACACAGAUGAAAAUAUGAACCAAAACCAAAACCAAGCAAACAAAAUCCCAACCCCAUAUCCUGCAUUGAAAAGCUGAACAAACCUUUCUCCAUUUUGAUAUUUGCAUGCACCUAUAUGGACUGGCUGUGGCAAUGUAAUGCCUGUAUCAUGUUUUCAAAUAAAAAAAUAAAUGCUUUAUGAAAGC
Messenger RNA from Apus apus (common swift), 5127 nucleotides. It is a transcript of the gene SLC35F1, whose product is annotated as solute carrier family 35 member F1. Gene Ontology annotation, biological process: transmembrane transport. Gene Ontology annotation, molecular function: transmembrane transporter activity. The record is from RefSeq and is a predicted model, not a curated record. The coding region runs from base 1 to 1239 and encodes 412 amino acids. Gene Ontology annotation, cellular component: membrane. NCBI's taxonomy places the organism in Eukaryota, Metazoa, Chordata, Aves, Apodiformes, Apodidae. The transcript is spliced from 8 exons.